This is a messenger RNA of Ricinus communis (castor bean), 2699 nucleotides long. RefSeq names its product chloroplast envelope membrane protein. The transcript is spliced from 7 exons. The record is from RefSeq and is a predicted model, not a curated record. Gene Ontology annotation, cellular component: membrane. NCBI's taxonomy places the organism in Eukaryota, Viridiplantae, Streptophyta, Magnoliopsida, Malpighiales, Euphorbiaceae. Bases 376 to 1719 code for a protein of 447 amino acids.
AUCCACGGGGCACGACGAGUACGGGUUUGGUUAGCCCUUCAUGGGCGGAAAGCCCACUCCAGAAGGAUAAUCAUGUAAUUUGGAAGAAAAUGUGUAUUAGAAUCCUCUCUAUCCCAAAACCGUUAUCCUCUUUCCUUUAAGCUUCUGUCUUUUCUCUGUGUUAAAGGGUUAGUUGGUUUCGUCAGUCUUUGAGCAGUUCCCAUGUCUUCUUUUGUUAUGAUUUUGGCUUUUUGAUGAUCAAUUUGGUCAAUAAGCUUUAGUGAUAUAAUGCCUUUCUAUGUUGUUAGUAAGCAGCUUAGUGGUCCGUUUAGUGCAAUUUGUAGUCUUCUGUUACUGUUAUUGCUUUGAGAAGCCAGAAAAUGCAGGCUUCAGUACAUGUUAUUCUUAAUGAGCACUUCAAUGGUUUUACCAAGUUUAGUCUUUAUUGACCAAAACCCAUAUAGGAAUUCUAUUUCUAGUUCUACUUCUACUUGCUCCAAUUUUUUAAUUCAGUUUAGUAGAAGGAGGGGAUUUUGUGAGUUAGUUCCAAAUGCAAAGAAGAAGAAGAAGAAGAAUAGGAAAAGAAGUUGGUGGCAAAGGUUCUUUUUUGAUGAUGAUGGCAACUGGCUUGGUUUAAAAGAUGAUGAUAUGCUUGAGACUGAGACUGAGUUUUCAGAGAGUAGUUCAAGUGUUGAAAUUUUGUCUGAAGAGGAGAAAUUUGAAGCAUGGAAGAGGAGAGCUGAGGCCAUCGUGGAGUUGAGGGAAGCACAAGAAGACAUGUUGAAUGAGGAGAGUAGGAGGUGGGAGGACUGGAUUGUGGAUGAUUCUCAUAAUAAUAAUGUGAACGGUUCUUGGUGGAGUCAAGAUUUGGAUGGUGGUGGCAAUGGUGCAAUCGGUGGCUCAGCAGACGAUGUGGGGUCAGAUCCUAGUGACUUGGUUCCAGAGAAAGGGUUUGUUGAGUCUGUUAGAGAUUUGGUUCUUGGUGGGGAAGAGGAGGAUUUGCUUUAUGAAGACCGAAUUUUCCAAUAUGCCUCCUUGAAUUCGGCUAAAUUUCUCGCAGUAUUGAUAUUGAUUCCUUGGGCACUGGAUUUUGCUGUUCAUGACUAUGUUCUCAUGCCCUUUCUGGACAGGUACGUGAAGACUGUACCACUUGCUGCGCAGAUGCUUGAUGUAAGAAAAGAUCAGAAGCUUGAAAUGGUUAAGGAACUAAAGACAGAGCAAGCUAGAUUGCGGCUUGAAGUAGAGAUUGGUAAAUCUCCACCUCUUUCUGAUGAGGAGGUCUGGUGGGAGCUACGGCAUAAAGCGUUAGAGCUACGAGAUGAGUGGAGAUUAGAAAACCGUCGAGCAUUUGCGAACAUAUGGUCGGAUAUGAUAUUUGGGAUCUCAUUAUUCGUCCUUUUAUACUUCAAUCAGAAUAAAGUAGCUUUGCUGAAAUUUACUGGAUAUAAGAUAGUAAAUAAUGUUUCAGACACUGGGAAGGCCUUUCUGAUUAUCCUUAUUACAGACAUUUUUUUAGGGUAUCAUUCUGAAUCUGGUUGGCAGACAUUGUUGGAGAUACUUGUUGAACACUACGGCCUUGACAUUGAUAAGGCUGCUAUUACUAUUUUCAUCUGCCUGGUUCCAGUUGUUAUUGAUGCAUGCGUGAAGCUUUGGCUGCAUUUGGACAAAAUGAUUUCAAAAAUACAGAAACUUUUUCUUUUUAAAUGUAAACAGGCCCCUAAAAGAUCGUUGGAGCUCUGAUACCACUGUUGGAUUUGUGAAGAAGAAGAAAAUGAACAUUUAAGAAACAUAACAUGGCAAAUACAAAAACAGAAGGUUACCUAACAAGUAUGGUUCACCAUACUUUUGACUCUUUAACUUGUUUCCUUAAAACAAGGAGUUCCACUCCUUUUAAAUAAACCAUAAAUAUCUUAACAAAUUUCAACUAAAUCUCACAUUCCAACAUUAAUCUAGGGGGAAAAGCUUUUGUUUUAUUUAACACAUUCUAACUAAAAUAUCAAUUUGUAACAGCAUAUCUUGUUUGUCUGUCUGUUAUCUGUGUGUGAACUGGAAACAUGUAGCUCACUGAAAAUUGGCUAAACCUAUGACUCCAGAUUCCAGCAAUGACAUUAUCUUUUAAUCGCUACAUUUAAAGUUAAUAAUUUAAGCACAGGAACGGCGAUGCAUGAAGAUAUUAAUGAAAUGAUUGAAUUCUGAAUCCAUUUAAUGUGUCUGUGUCCAUGUGUCCUCCCAAGGCUAACUACUUUGCAGUGAUUGUUUAACUAAGUUCUAAUGAAUCUUUUCCCGUGUAAGCUUGGUGUGCAUAAAAAUUAUGCAAGCUAGGUGUGCAUAAAAAUUAGUUAAGGGCAGUUACGGAAAAUGAACAUAAGACAGAACAAUAUUUGCAGUUCAAGUACCACUGGCAGCCUGGAUCUAAAUCUGUGUCAAAAAGUACUAUAAGCUAAGACUAAAUUGUGUCAACAAAUACCAAGAUGCCUUGUGUGAUUGGAAGUGCAUGCAAAACAGCUGUAGAAUACAAGGGUAGCAUAGUCAUAAACUAUUUUCCUUUGUCUAUGGGGCGGCCCUCUCAGGUAAGACUAAAUUGUGGGACCUGCCACUGUGGUUUAAGGUGUAUCUUUUCCUCUCUGAUCUAAAUAAAACUUCCAAAAAUAGCUCAGUGUAAAAGCUAAAAAUGCAAAUAAGUCUUUGAAUAAUUAUAUCCUAAAAUAUUUAUGUAAACA